This is a messenger RNA of Parnassius apollo (apollo), 540 nucleotides long. The record is from the annotation of a GenBank genome assembly. NCBI's taxonomy places the organism in Eukaryota, Metazoa, Arthropoda, Insecta, Lepidoptera, Papilionidae.
AUGCCUCUAACACCUAAAGAAAUGCAGAAACUUUAUCGAGAACGGAUGAAAGAAGUAAAUCCUGAAAAAUUUAAAUUGCAGCAAAAACAAAAUGCAGAAAGAACAAAAAGAAAUAGAAAAAGAAUAGCAGAAUAUCCUUUAUCUGAUCAAGAAAUCAUUAGAAAGCAGUGGAGAGAGAGAAAGAAGAAAAACAUUGCUAGCAAAAGUUUGAAAGAAAAUUAUCAUGACAGAAUGAAGAAAUGUUCAAAGAAAAGAAAAAUAAAAGACAUACACCUUAAAACAAAUAAGAAACUUAAAACGGAAAAGGAGAGCAGUACAGACGAAGAUAUGACGAUUUCUUUGCAUGAUACUUCUGAUGAAGAGUAUCACAUUACAGAUGAUAUCUUAUCAGAUGAUGAUUAUCUGGAUCAUAUGGAUUAUCAAUUGAAAGAACAGAAGAACGUUACAAAUUUAAGAAAAAUAUCAGACACAAGUAAAAUAGAGAGAGAAAAAAUAGAACAAUCAAGCCAUGAAGAUAAAAAAAAAUACAUACACUGGUAA